Bombyx mandarina (wild silkworm) is the source of this 1771-nucleotide messenger RNA. RefSeq lists its product as uncharacterized. Gene Ontology annotation, biological process: intracellular signal transduction; receptor guanylyl cyclase signaling pathway; cGMP biosynthetic process. The record is from RefSeq and is a predicted model, not a curated record. Gene Ontology annotation, molecular function: guanylate cyclase activity; adenylate cyclase activity; peptide receptor activity. Gene Ontology annotation, cellular component: plasma membrane. Lineage: Eukaryota; Metazoa; Arthropoda; Insecta; Lepidoptera; Bombycidae.
ACACCUUCGGGAAAUUUUCUCCGUAACGGACGCGGGGCUCGAACGUUUCGGCACAUUGGUGCCUGAUUAUUACAGAUUCAAUUUGUAUCACCUGCGGGAGGAUAUAAUGAAUAUUAAGAAUUUAAACAAAAGCGAGACAUACAAAAGGAUUAUCGUGUAUUCGAAUGUUAACAAGGUUUUGUUAAAGCAAGUGAACAGGGCAGUCAAAUCUGUGAUCUCUUCAAUAUGGCGACAAUUAUCCGCGUGCGAAGAGCUUUUGAAAGCUGCAGAACAGUUGUCUUUAGCUUCGACCGAAGUCAUACGCAGUUCAAGCUCCGAAAGCGACACGUCUCCGAUUGAAUUUCAACUGAACAGCUUCGAGUUAUUAGAAUCGACUAAACAGUACUUGGAACUGGAGAAGAUGGUGGAAGAAGUCAAAAUUAUGGACGAAAUAAUAGCUAUGAACACCAAAAUUCAGGUCAAUAGCUCCGUUACCCUGUCACAAACAGGACUCGCAGAAUACAUCAAUAAAACCGAGGAGAGCUUACACAAGCUGAAUAUUGUACAAGUGAAGCUUUGGGGAAAUGUAAGGGAAACGGUGAGACGCGAAAUGAAAUCUGCCAGGCGUUCUGUGCUCCUGUAUGCGGGUGUUUUAGUCACUGUCCUCAUCACGUCGGCUGUGCCCUUACUGCUUCUCAGACACGUGGUUUCAACGUUAGAGACAUUCACCCACUCAUUAAACAUGAGUACGGAGAAGUUGAUAGCCGAGAAACAGAAGAGCGACCUCUUGCUCUCCCGGAUGCUCCCGCUGCCAGUUCUGCGGAGGCUGCGGGCGCAGAGGACGGUGCCGGCUGAAGCCUUCGACGCGGUCACCAUCUUCUUCAGCGAUAUUGUCGGCUUCACCACCAUAUCUGCGAAUAGCACGCCCAUGGAAGUCAUCAACAUGCUGAACAUGCUCUAUAAAUUGUUUGACGAGAAAAUAUCUCAAUACAACGUUUACAAGGUGGAAACUAUAGGAGACGCGUAUAUGGUGGUCUCUGGUCUGCCACAGAAAAACGGCAGCCGUCACGCGUCCGAGAUAGCUGACAUGUCAUUGUCGCUGGUGAGCAGCGUGCAGGAAGCGCGGGUGCCGCAUCGUCCCGCCGUGCCCCUGCGGGUGCGCGCCGGCGUCAACACGGGCCCGUGCGUCGCCGGCGUGGUCGGGACCACCAUGCCGAGAUACUGUUUGUUCGGCGACACCAUCAACACCGCCAGCAGAAUGGAGUCUACUGGUGAACCUAUGAAAAUUCACAUUUCGGAUUCGACGAAGAGAGCCUUAGACGAGUUCGGUACCUACAUCACUGAGUCCAGAGGAAUUAUUGAUAUUCCGGGCAAAGGCAGCAUGGAAACGUUCUGGUUGCUCGACAAGAUCGGAGGAGUACAAACUGAGAGUCCGCGCUGUCAAUUCAACGACUACGACCACAAUUUACUGGAACUCAUAAUUAAAUCUUAAGUCACGUUUCUUGGUUGAAUAUUGUAUGUACGAGUAUAUAAAUGUGAUGUUUGAGGAAUAUAACGCGAAAAUUUAAAGACAUAAAUAAAAGAGAUUCGAUAAUUUUCAGAUUUGACUUUAGGAUUCAGAUACGGUGAAAUAAAUCCAGCUUCUAUGCGACGUCGACAAAUUUGUGUUGAAAAAAUCAUAUGUAAAUAAAUUUACGUACUUCUAGCUAUAUAUUUAGAUUUGUGAACCAUGAAACGAAUUAAGAUAUUAUAUUUAUAUUAUCGGUCUAUUUUUAAGGGAUCGAUUGUAACU